AUGGCAUCAACAAUAACAAGCGACUCGCUCGUCUACGACCGCACCCGCGGCCCCGUCGGCGUCGAGCGCGUACACAAAUACCACUGGCCCGCGAUCCAGCUCAACGUGUGGAUGCUCAUCAUGAUUAUUGCCGCUUGCACCAUCAUCGGCGUGUUUGCGACGUUUAUUGAUGUGCAGAAUACUUUGUUGUUGCCUGUGCCUUGGUACUUCCCCUACUUCAUAACCGUCUCCGCCCUCACCAUCCUCUUCAUCUUACUUCUUCUGGGCCUCAUCUUCCAGCGUCGUCUGCUUCCCUCAAUCGUCAUGAUCGGCGGCUUCAUCUUAUUCGUGUUGUGGCUCGUCGGGCUUAUUGUCAUCAGCGUGCAGCUCUGGGGUCCCAACGGCAGCGUCAACUCGAACUGCAACUUGUUCGUCUUUGGCGCCGAACCCAAACCGACCGGCCAGAAUCUGGAGACGCUGGCCUGGCUCCAGCAGAGGAGUAUUUGCCAGCAGUGGCAUGCGGUGUUGCGUUUGGACUGGUGGGACCGUGUUUUUGGUGUGGAUUAUGGUUAUUGCUUAUCAGGUUUUUGCUGA
Sordaria macrospora k-hell is the source of this 573-nucleotide messenger RNA. RefSeq lists its product as uncharacterized. NCBI's taxonomy places the organism in Eukaryota, Fungi, Ascomycota, Sordariomycetes, Sordariales, Sordariaceae. The record is from RefSeq and is a predicted model, not a curated record.